Molecule: messenger RNA, 1755 nt
Organism: Prunus armeniaca (apricot)
Lineage: Eukaryota; Viridiplantae; Streptophyta; Magnoliopsida; Rosales; Rosaceae
Source: the annotation of a GenBank genome assembly
AUGGAUUUCAUGAAGGUCUUCGAUCAAACGGUCCGAGAAAUAAAGAGGGAGGUGAAUCUGAAGGUCUUGAAGGUUCCGGAGAUGGAACAGAAGGUAUUGGAUGCAACGGAUAAUGAACCUUGGGGUCCUCAUGGAUCUGCAUUGGCAGAGAUCGCACAGGCCACAAAAAAAUUUUCGGAAUGUCAGAUGGUUAUGAAUGUUUUGUGGACAAGAUUGACCGAGACAGGAAAAGAUUGGCGUUAUGUCUAUAAGGCAUUGGCUGUUAUAGAAUAUUUGGUGUCGCAUGGAUCUGAACGUGCUGUGGAUGACAUUAUAGAACAUACUUUCCAAAUCUCAGCUCUCACAAGUUUUGAAUAUGUUGAGCCAAAUGGGAAGGAUUUGGGAAUAAAUGUGAGGAAGAAGGCGGAAACCAUUGUGGCUCUUUUAAAUAACAAAGACAAAAUACAAGAAGUUAGAAAUAAAGCUGCUGCGAAUCGUGACAAGUACUUUGGACUUUCAUCUACUGGGAUAACAUAUAAGUCAGGUUCCGCAACUUCAGCCUCGUUUAGUGGUAGCAACUAUCAGAGUAGUGAACGCUAUGGAGGUCUAAGUGGUACUGGAGCUGGUGAUAGGUUCAAGGAUAGCUAUAGAGAGAGGGAUCGACAUGAAGAAGACAAGAUUGAGAAGGACAGCUCUAGCAGGUCACGUCGAGAGAGCUCUUCAAAGAAGGCCUCAGCACGCUAUGGCAGCAGGAAGGAUCAGGAUAAUAUAUCAUCCAGUGUGUCAAAGUCAUCAAAUAAAUCAAAUGACUCUGAGAAGUACAGUUCAGUUCAUACUCAAAGCGCAAAUGUUCCUGAUGAUGAUAAUGAUGAUGAUGAUUUUGAUCCCCGAGGGACUUCUGCUGCUAAGGCUGCUGUUGCAAGCUCAAACCAAGUGGAUCUGUUUGGACAAAGUUUGAUGGAUGACUUCAUAGAUGCUCCAACAUCUGUUCCUGCAGAAAAGCCUGGGAUUAACAGCGGUUCAUCAGAGGUUGAUCUAUUUGCUGAUGCAACUUUUGUGUCAGCACCACCCCAGGCAGAAACUGGAGCAUUUGCAGACUCAACUUUUGUAUCAGCACCACCCCAGACAGCAAACGGAGCAAGUUCUCAAACUCAGAAUGGUGUUGAUCUAUUUGCUUCUCAACCAACCAAUUCUCCAUCGGCUUCUUCAACAGUAGAUAUUUUUUCCGCCCCUGAUCCAGUUAUGCAGCCAGAAACCAAGUCUACAAAUGUUGCCCCAACAAACACCAACAUUGUUGAUCCCUUUGCCACUGUUCCACUUCACAAUUUUGGUGAAUCUGAUAUUUUUGGGGCAUUUACCUCUCAGUCUGAUUCAAUAUCUUCAGAACCUUCCCAAAGUUGUGUCAAUGAUGGCAGCGACACUAAUUUGGGUAAAAAAUCUUCAGCAGACCUGAAGGGUCCACCCAAGAAGGAUUUCCAGGUGAAAUCUGGCAUUUGGGCCGACUCACUGAGCCGUGGACUGAUUGAUCUUAAUAUAUCUGCUCCCAAGAAGGUAAAUCUGGCGGAUGUAGGGAUUGUGGGUGGGUUGACUGACGGAUCAGAUGAAAGGGAGAAAGGGCCCCCAACUUCGUAUUACAUGGGUAGAGCAAUGGGUUCCGGGACUGGUCUUGGAAAAUCUGGGUUCCCAUCAUCGCCGGGAAUGGGAGGCGAUGACAUCUUCUCAAGUCUCAGUGGCGCCGGCGGCCAACAAUACCAAUACGGUGGUUUCCAAAAGUAA